Molecule: messenger RNA, 487 nt
Organism: Camelina sativa (false flax)
Lineage: Eukaryota; Viridiplantae; Streptophyta; Magnoliopsida; Brassicales; Brassicaceae
Source: RefSeq, a predicted model, not a curated record
CCCUACAACUCACCAAUAGAAAGCUCAUUUUUGUUUAUGUUUCUCAUUCAAGAAAACAUUAAAUUCAAAGCAUGAUGAAGAAACAAUUGGUUGUCAUAAUUAUUUUAGUUGUUAUGUUCGUUGUUUUCUUGGACGCUACGCAAGUUGAAGCCAUGAGGCCUUUCCCGGAGACCGUCGAUGAGAUCGGGCUUCUGUUUCAGGCGCUGCAAAGAGGUCCGGUCCGUGGCUCUGGUCGGAACGGUUGCACCAAUAUACCUCGCGGGAAAGGCAGAUGCCAUAACUGAGAGCUGUCACACGAAUCUUUUUUCAUCUUCAUCAUUCUUUGAUUCUAAUUUUGUGUCCACAUUUGUGUGUUACGUACAUAAAUUACAUUUACGUACUUAAACGAUAGCUUUAGACUUCGUUUCAUGUAAAUCAAUUUUAAUCAACUGAAAUUUAAUUGGUUUAUUAGCGUGUGUACUCUAUUAUACUAACAUCUUUUUCACAA